GAUGCCAACAUUCAGAGGGGCGGUUGUCGGUGCAGACCCCACUGCCAUGGGGCCCAGAGGGCGAGCAAGGUGAAGGAAGGAAUCGGUUUCAGCCAUGGUGAAAGAAAGAUGUUCUAAAAUUGCCCGUCGCUCGCACACACUCUCUUGAUCUUCUGCGUCGUCGUCGAAGGGGGUGACAGGCUCUUCCUCGUCGUGGUGGAGUGGCUCUGUAUUUUAAUUCUUCCGCCCGCUGGAACUGACUGGCUCUGCGGCGGAGUUCUGCGAGGCUCAAAUUGUGUGUGCGCGCAAUGGGAAAUUUCGCGCUAAGAUAAGAUAAGGCGAACCCCCAACAGCAGCGAAAAAAAAAAGUUCGACUACAAGCUUCAACACAACAGCAAAGCUAUUUAUACGGAAGAACGGUUCUUGUUUAAAAUGGCUCCUCGUGGAAGAGGCGGUAAAUUCUCUAGAGGGCGAGGAAAGGGCUCUCGAGGACAUAGCAGAAGAGACGAUUUCACGAAAUCGCGAGUCGAAGAGAUCGACUCAGACGCUUCUUCAGGUGGAGAAGAUGGCUUUUCAGGUGGUCAGUUAGAGGAUGAUAUGGGCGAUGAGGUUCCCAUGGACGAGAGAUCAUCCGACAGCGAGGAAGAGGACCAAGAGACGGGACAGUCAUACAACGAAUUACUCCAACUACUUCAGGCCAAUACGGAUUCCAAGGGACCCGAUCGCAAGAAAAGGAAGAUUGAUCACAAGGAUUCUAGGAAGAAUAAAAAAUCUCGAAGCGACGUGGUUGAAGAGGUGAAGGAGGAUGAGGAAAUGCUCAAGGACGACGACUUGCAAGACCAGGAACCCACGGACGAUGAAGAGGAUGGAGAAAAUUCGGAGGAGGCUAUUGGCGAUGAGCAGGAAGGAAGUGACGAUGAGGAGGAUGUCAGCGAUCCUUUUGAAAGACAUUUUACAAUCCCUGACGAGGGCGAGCUAUCCAGAAAUAUCCAAGCCGCAGGACAAAACAAAUGGAGCUCUUCCAAGAAGGAGAUCUCCGAAAGACUGAGAUUGGUGCGCAGUGUACCGGAGAUUGGUGGGGGUGACGCACCCUUCCUGCCAGCCAUGAAGAAUAUAUCUAAUGCAAAGCUGAAAUCAAAACUGAAAACUGCCGCCACCGAGUUCAUUCCGAGUCUGAGUGAAGAUGCCCAUUUUCUCGCGCCCUAUAUCUUUGAUUACCAGGAUGUCUUGUACGGGUCCAGGACAACAUCAAACGCAGCCCACAUGCGGGACAUUCUGGCUGUCCAUGCCGUCAACCAUGUCUUGAAGACUCGAGACCGGGUGCUCAAGAACAAUGCUCGUCUUGCCAAAGAACAGGAUGCGGAUCUCGACCUUCGGGAUCAAGGGUUUACCCGACCCAAAGUGCUUUAUCUGCUGCCGACGCGCCAAGCCUGCGUCCGGGUAAUCGAUUCGAUUACCAAGUUCUACCAGGCUGAACAGCAGGAAAACCGAAAGCGGUUCAUGGACUCAUUUUCGGGUGCGGAUGACAAGAGCUGGGAGAACAGGACUGAAGAUUUCCAGGAGUUGUUUGGCGGAAACGACGACGAUAUGUUCCGACUGGGACUCAAGUUUACUCGAAAGACAGUCAAGUACUUUUCGAAAUUCUACAACUCAGAUAUGAUUUUUGCAAGUCCACUUGGGUUACGGACAAUCAUGGAUCAAGCAGAUGCAAAGAAGCGGGACCAUGACUUUCUGUCGUCGAUUGAAGUGGUGAUUGUGGACCAUGCAGAUGCGCUGCUUAUGCAGAACUGGGAUCAUGUCGAGCACAUCCUGCAGCAUCUCAACUUGCAGCCGAAAGAAGCGCAUGGGUGCGACUUUAGCCGCGUCCGGACGUGGUACUUGGAUAACAACGCACGACAUGUCCGACAACUGAUUACGCUGUCAUCUUACGUCGCACCAGAGAUCAACUCGAUCUUUUCAACGCACAUGCAGAACGUGGCUGGCAAGAUCAAGGCGACGCCAGUCUAUGCCGGUGCGAUUUCUGAGAUACCACUCCCAGUCUCGGUUAAGCAGACAUUCUCCCGAUUUGAUUGUCUCUCGCCGGCCAAGGACCCGGAUGCGCGAUUCAAGCACUUUACAACGACAGUACUAUCUUCACUGGUGCGAAACAUCACCUCUGGCCGGGGUAAGAGUGGUGGUGGUACUUUGGUCUUUAUUCCGUCGUAUCUGGACUUUGUACGAGUGCGCAACUACUUUGCGACAUCAGCUCAGACGACCAACAUUUCGUUCGGUGCCAUUUCCGAGUACACAGACACUCGCGAUGUGACAAGGGCGCGGACACAUUUCAUGAACGGACGACACUCGGUAUUGCUGUACUCGGAGCGAAUGCAUCACUUCCGACGGUACCAGCUGCGCGGGGUAAAGCAGGUGGUCAUGUAUGGCGUGCCCGAAAACCCUCGAUUCUAUGGCGAGGUUGUAGGGUUCUUGGGGCUAGACUCAGCAGGGGUUGUAGAUGCAGCCGAGGGAGGAGUGCGAGCGUUGUUCUCCAAAUGGGACGCAUUGAAGCUGGAGCGGAUUGUAGGCACGAAGCGGGUUGGAAACAUGUUGCGGGAAAAGGGCGGCGACACAUUUACAUUUGUAUAGUAUACGUACUAUUGUUGCAUAGUGUGUAUGUAUUUUAGCGAUGAUCACAGUUUGGACUGCGAAUCAUGCACGAUGAUGUGGUAUAGGGAUUGGUUGCAUAUGCAAUUGGAUCCAAAACAAGUUAUAUACGCGAUAUGUUUCCAUGUCAGAUCGCCAUCCAUCUAGGACUGGUCACGAACCCUCGAAUCGAGCUUGAUGAAAGUCAAACAUGCGCAGCUCUGAGAGUACAGGCAGCACAAUGGACCUCGUCAGCCCGUAGGAUUUCUCACCGA
Molecule: messenger RNA, 2873 nt
Organism: Aspergillus wentii DTO 134E9
Lineage: Eukaryota; Fungi; Ascomycota; Eurotiomycetes; Eurotiales; Aspergillaceae
Product: UTP25 family protein
Exons: 5
Coding region: 412-2601 (729 amino acids)
Biological process (GO): maturation of SSU-rRNA from tricistronic rRNA transcript (SSU-rRNA, 5.8S rRNA, LSU-rRNA)
Cellular component (GO): nucleolus; small-subunit processome
Molecular function (GO): rRNA binding; U3 snoRNA binding
Source: RefSeq, a predicted model, not a curated record